This is a messenger RNA of Dromiciops gliroides (monito del monte), 285 nucleotides long. RefSeq names its product HIG1 domain family member 2A, mitochondrial-like. Gene Ontology annotation, biological process: mitochondrial respirasome assembly. The transcript has a single exon. Gene Ontology annotation, cellular component: mitochondrion. Lineage: Eukaryota; Metazoa; Chordata; Mammalia; Microbiotheria; Microbiotheriidae. The record is from RefSeq and is a predicted model, not a curated record. The coding region runs from base 1 to 285 and encodes 94 amino acids.
AUGUCAUCUGCUGGUUUAGUGGCCUCGGAGGUGGCCUUUGACCCUGCGCAGCCCCCAGUCAUUGAAGGUUUCACCCCUAGUAUGCACCGUUUGCAGGAUGAGACCGUCAGGGCCAAAUUUAUACACAAGGUCCGCAAGAACCCGGUGGUGCCCAUAAGUUGUCUGGCCACAGCUGGAGCUCUGUCUUAUGGACUCUACUGCUUUCAUUGGGGUAAUAGCCAGACAGUGAUGACCAUUCUGUGGGGCUUGGCAGUCUCAGCCAUGCAAUCACCAAGGCUUCACUGA